Molecule: messenger RNA, 2875 nt
Organism: Carassius gibelio (silver crucian carp)
Lineage: Eukaryota; Metazoa; Chordata; Actinopteri; Cypriniformes; Cyprinidae
Product: protein kinase C and casein kinase substrate in neurons protein 3
Exons: 10
Coding region: 633-2024 (463 amino acids)
Biological process (GO): cytoskeleton organization; regulation of endocytosis; plasma membrane tubulation
Cellular component (GO): endosome; cytoplasm; plasma membrane
Molecular function (GO): phospholipid binding; protein binding
Source: RefSeq, a predicted model, not a curated record
GGUGUCCGUUAAUAGCGCCUUUACAAAAUUCAAGCAGGCAGGGCUGUGGUGCAUUUAGAAACAUAACGUUUAAAAGUGAUCUUUUUCGUAACUCGCCCAAAUAUCUUGCCAGAUAUUUUGUUUGGUUAAUAAUGUAGAUCACUGCUUUUUUCCCUAUAUUGUACUUUUCCAAAUGAAAUUGUACAUUUGUAGUAGUAGCUUGGCCUAUAGGCCACUUUAUGUUAGUUUGAGAUUUAACGUUUUGCUUGGUUCAUCAGGUUGAACAGGUUUUUGACCUUUUAAAAGCAAGAUUUCUUUUCUAAUAUUUACAAUAUUUCUUAACUUUAUUUGAACUUAUAUGGAUUUUUGUUUAUUUAUUUAAAAUAUAAUAAUGCUGUAUGAUUUUCAUAUAAUUUAUUUGUAGAUUUGUUAGUUUUUUUUUCCGUAUAGUUUUAUAGCAGCUAAAUGUAAUACAGUAAAAUAUGUAAAAUAUCAGAAAGAGGGUAUUAUGUGAUUCAGUGUAAAGUGGUAAGGGUAGGAUAUGUAACCCCGAUUAUGACCACAUUGUCUUAAAAAUAGAACAGAGAUAGAAUGGUUCAUUAUUAAUUAUCAAAAUGCUUUACUGAGAUUAUAAAAAUAUAACUGAAGCAUGCAUGCAGAGAUAUUUGAGAUGGGCUCUUGUCAGUGUGUACAACAGCUGCCGUAUUUGUAAUACUGAGUCACAGCGCUUUGUUCAAUACAAUCUGCAGCUCUUCUCUCAUCUCCCUUCCCUAAGAACCCCUGGAUGUGCCAGUGCCAGGCAGCUGCUGUGUGGACCUCCGGAGACCAGGGGAAUUAUGAGAUUAAGCAUUUUUGAGAUUUGUCAACUUGUCAUCAUGUCAACGCUCUCGGCAGAGACGGGCCCUGAGGAUGUCAACAAUCAGAGCUUCUGGAUGCCAGGGAACUACCACCAGACAGUGAAGAGGACCGAAGACGCGUUCCAGGCGUGUAAUGAUAUAGUGACGUGUUUCCAGGAGAGAGCCAGGGUCGAGAGACAGUACGCACAGCAACUUAGUGAGUGGAGUACCAAGUGGAAACCUCUAGUGGAUGCUAGUCCUCUCUACGGCUCUCUGUUACGAGCCUGGCAGUGCUUCCUCUCUUCUGCUGACCGCCUCUCGUCACUGCACUCCUCCAUCUGUCGUUCUCUGGUGUCAGAGGACGGAGAUCGCAUCCGGACAUGGCAGAAGGAGACUUUCCAUAAGAAGAUAUUUGGAGGUUUCAAGGAGUCCCAGGAUUUUGAAACUGGUUUCUCACGUGCUCAGAAGCCCUGGGCCAAGAGACUGAAGAAGCUAGAGAAGGCUAAGUCAGCGUUUCACAAAGCUUCCCGUAAGGAACACAUGGCUCGUGAGCGGGAGGCCCAUGCCCAAGGCAACCCUGACAUCGCCAUCGAGAAACAGAGGAAGAUCCAGGAGGAGACUGAACUGGCUCACCAGGAGACAGAGAAGGUUCGAGCCCGCUAUGAGAAGGUUCUUGAGGAAGUGACCCGUUAUGCUCCACGCUACAUGGAGGAAAUGGAGUCGAUCUUUGACCAAUCGCAGGAGGAGGAGAGAAAGAGGAUAAGCUUCCUCAAACAGGCUUUCCUGUCCAUCCACAGACACUUGGAUAUCACCAACAACGAGAGUGUAAAAGCAGUGUACAAUGAGCUCCACAACACUCUGAUGUCCAUCAGCGAUCAGGAAGAUUUGCGCUGGUGGAAGAAUACACACGGGCCAGGAAUGCCCACCGACUGGCCUCAGUUUCAGGAGUGGACACCAGACAAGAAGCAUAAAAAGGGAAAGAAGGAGGUGGAGCAGAAAGCAGUAGUGAUGGAGAGAAGUGUAAUGAUUGGAGGAGUGAGAGUCAGAGCUCUUUAUGACUACGCUGGACAGGAGACGGAUGAACUGUCCUUCAAAGCAGGUGAGGAGUUUCUGAAGAUCGAGGAUGAGGAUGAUCAGGGUUGGUGCAGAGGCAUGAUGGACGGAGGGAAAGAGGGCCUUUACCCUGCGAACUACGUGGAGGUGGUAUAAAACCAACAGAACAGCAUCGAGCUCCAGCUCUGGGGUCCAUGAUGCCUACAGAGUGUCCAGGUUUAAGCCUGCUUCACAGCCAUUUUUAUUGAAGACUGCUUUGUUUUCGGUGGACGGAGGGUACACAGGUAAAGGUUUAGAGUUGUAUUGAGUGCGUAAAGUUGGGAUCAGAAUGAGAAAAUGUUUCCAAAGCUCUUUCACUACGAUCUUACUUGAGAACAUAGUAAUGUUAUGUUUGAUUGUGUGUCACAUUGUAGCUUUGAAUCAAAAAUAUGCAGAGAUUUUCAUACGUUAUAAUAUGAUUAGGUAUCAAGAUCCUCUAAUAUAUAAGGAGAAUAUGAACUGCAUUGUCUUGAUGCUUGCAUGAACCUACAGUGUAUUUUAAGGAGAGUGUCUCACACCAAAGAUGUCACCGCUUAUUUACGUUUUAUCAGUGACAUAUUUCUUCUGCCGAGAAUUGCGUUAUAUCUGAUGCCUGUGUAAAAGGGGCCAGAUGUUUAGGAUGUUAUCUACAGCUGCAAAUUUCACGCAAGGUGUUAAUAGGUAUGAUAAUAUGCUAUUUUAUCCGCUUUGGUCGUGCUUGUAAAUGUCACUUGUCUCACAUUUAGUUACACAAAGGCAGUACUAAUCAACACCACUUUUAAAGUGAUAGCCACGGGAUCCAUUAUGGUCUCUUGGUGUGUAUUUCUGUUGUGUUUUAAGAUGUCAGUCUAACCAAAGGAAAUGUAUGCAAAUGAGCACAGUGUUUGUUUGUGCCGUAGUGCGAGUAAAUUACAUUGGAUCAGGGCAGUAUUUUCUGCACCAUCACUAUUCUAAUGCGAAUGCUUGCAGUAUUAAAAGGGAUACAUAUU